UAAGCAAUCCUUGUCGAAAGCGAGUGGUGAAUUUAUUUGAACUCAAAACAACGGGAAAAUCCCUUUUUUUAAGAACUAGUACUUCUUUAUCGAAAUGGCAAGUGAAUAAGCGUUUUUAACAAAGACAACAUCGACUUGUGUAAACUCUGUUUCUAUUGUGUGUGGUAAGAAAUCGUCGGGGAGGGAGGUCUGAUAAGCCAAAUAACAAUAAUUUGAUGUUAAGUAAAAGGAACAAACCUUUCAAAAAUUGCUGUCAAAAAUCAAGCAAUAGGAUGGAGUCGAGCGAGAAGUCACCUGAUAAAAAUGAAGAUAUGGGUAAUAAAAGUUCAAAAUCAAAGGAAAACAAAUCUGACGUACAUGUUGAGAAAUUAGAAUCUAUUAGUAAAGACAUGGCCGGUCGGGAGAAGGAAAAGAAGGAUUCGAGCAGGACACUUGAGGAGCAAUUGGCAUCGCUUAAAAUUUCCUCGGUCGACGAAAGCACCCUUUCGAAUUUGUCCAGUCUGGCCGAAAAGCUCAAGAUGAAUCAGUUUAAAAACGUAGUCACUCUCGUCGGAGCCGGCAUAAGCACGUCAGCAGGGAUCCCCGACUUCAGAUCACCCGGAACAGGCCUUUACGACAAUUUAAAGAAAUUCAAUUUGCCCUAUUCGGAGGCCAUAUUUGAGUUGGACUAUUUCCAAGAAAAGCCCGAACCGUUCUUUCAACUCGCGAGAGACUUGAUGCCCGGCACGUUCAAGCCGACAAAGUCCCACUAUUUCAUAAAACUACUCGAGGAGAAAGGGAUCCUCCUGCGACACUACACGCAGAACAUCGACGGCCUGGAGAGAUUGGCGGGCGUCUCUCCUGAAAAGAUGAUCGAAGCUCACGGCACAUUCUACACGUCGCACUGCACCAAUUGCAGCAAGGAGUAUUCGUUCGAUUGGAUGAAGAACGCCAUCUCCGCUAAGCCGGUCCCUCUCUGCGAAAAGUGUCACCAUGUCGUCAAGCCGGACAUAAUCUUCUUCGGGGAAAACCUGCCGGUUGAAUUCUUCGUCAAGGCGCAGAAGGACUUUCCGAAGUGCGACCUGCUGAUAAUCAUGGGCUCUUCCCUCUCCGUCCAGCCGGUCGCCUCUCUCGUCACCAGGGUCGGCAAAAAGUGCCCGAGGCUGAUCAUCAACAAGGGCAAGGUCGGAGAGAGCCUCGGUAUCAGUUUCAAAGGCAGUUCCAAAGACAUUUUCUUGGACGGCGACUGCGACGCGAGCGUGGUACGACUCGCCAAGUUGGCCGGCUGGGACGCCGACCUUGCUAAGCUCGUCGACCAAGGCAGAAAGAAAUGUAAAACGUAAACCUCUCUCUUUGCAUUGUAAGAUAAAGCGACUCAUUUUAAUUCAUUGUGAUAUUUUUAAUUCUUCUAAUCAUUAAUUUCUUGUUGUGGCUUAUGGAAAUAACAUAUGUCAUUUUAUUGAAAUAAUUUAUACAACUCCAAAUGAUACAGUUAAUGUUAUUCUUUUGUAUAGAUAAAUACAAAAUAAAUAGAUAAAUAUAUGCAUAUGUAAGUAAGAA
Molecule: messenger RNA, 1539 nt
Organism: Cimex lectularius (bed bug)
Lineage: Eukaryota; Metazoa; Arthropoda; Insecta; Hemiptera; Cimicidae
Product: NAD-dependent protein deacetylase Sirt2-like
Exons: 3
Coding region: 216-1322 (368 amino acids)
Molecular function (GO): NAD+ binding
Source: RefSeq, a predicted model, not a curated record